Selaginella moellendorffii is the source of this 759-nucleotide messenger RNA. RefSeq lists its product as uncharacterized. Lineage: Eukaryota; Viridiplantae; Streptophyta; Lycopodiopsida; Selaginellales; Selaginellaceae. The coding region runs from base 356 to 739 and encodes 127 amino acids. The record is from RefSeq and is a predicted model, not a curated record. The transcript has 3 exons.
AUGGAUUGUGGUGCAAGCUGAGCAAGCGGCAGAGUUAAGCAAUUGAAAUCAUCUUUUGACUCUCUUUUCCCUGACUUUAAACGCGUGGCCAUACAGUGAACUGGAUGCAAACCCUGCAACGAGAUCUCGAUCCGACAGACAGACAAGAACAUGAUUCCUCCCGAGUGAUGGAGACCUUCUCCACAAUCUCCGACAAUGCCGAGUACUACGAUUCUGCACGCGAGUGCAUGUGAGAAGAACGCAAGCGAGCUAGCACAAGCAAGGGAUCAGUCAAGCAGGCAAGCAAUCAAGCAAGCAGGCGUCCGAUUGACAAACCUCGUGGGAAAUGUGGAGCGACAAAUAAAAGAUAACUCCCAUGAAGGUAGCAGCAACAGCGGCAGAGGAUCAACAGCCAUCACAUAUCUUGCUUGGAAUCAAAAUUUUCACAAACAGUGCGGACACAGCUGGUGGUGGUACUGCCUUCCGCUGCACGGCUAGCUGGACUCGGAUCCACUCAAGCACUGCUCAACUCACUCUCGCACGGCUGGAAACCGAAGACGCGGAGUUGGAGCAGCCAGGUAGGACAAGCAAGACAGACCGAGAGAGCGGCCAGAGCGUAAACUGUAAAGGCGCAAUGUCAAAAAAGAAUUUUUCAUAUUCCCCAAGAAGCGUUUGGUACAAGAACAAUUCGAGCUGUUCAACCUCUCCUUUCAUCCCCGCAAGCAGCAGCCAAGCAUCGGCAGCUUUCAAGCUUUUGUAAGUGUCAAUCAAUCAAUCGGC